This is a messenger RNA of Rotaria sp. Silwood2, 3066 nucleotides long. The record is from the annotation of a GenBank genome assembly. Lineage: Eukaryota; Metazoa; Rotifera; Eurotatoria; Philodinida; Philodinidae.
AUGGCUCUUACUUCAUCACUUCAUACAAUGCCAACCGGUUCCGGUUCAUCAUCAUCAAAUACAUUUCUAUUGCCUAAAACUGAUAUAACGAUAGCUGAUAAUCAAUUAAUUGAUAUUCUUUUACAUGAUCAAAGUAAUGAACAUAAAAUUCAAAUAGUUAAUCGAUGGUGUAAAAAUUCACGACGUAAUCGUUUAUCAACUAUACUUGAUGUUUCACAAAGACAUGAUGUAUUAUUAUCUCUAGUAAAUACUCUUCAACAAACAACAAAUACGGAAUAUCAAUAUAAUUGUUUAACAUUAUUAUCAGAACUUCAAACAAAUAAUCAUCAAUAUGAUCAACGUAUUUAUCUACCAGCUAUUAUUCAAUGUUUUGCAUCAACAUCUAAUGAUGUACAAUUAUUAGCAGGACAAUUAAUAAUAAAACAAAUUCGUAUAACACAAGAUAUUCCAACAUUUUUAUUUCUUUAUAUACAAGAUGGUUUAAAAUCUUCAAAUAUAAGAUUACGUGUUAAAUCUAUUCAAUUAUUAAAUGAAUUAUUAACAAAUACACAUCAAUAUGAAAAUUUAUCACCUAUAUUUGAAAUACUUCUUCAAUAUUUACAAGAUAAUACAUUUCGUUCAACAUAUAAUGAUAUUCUUGUUAAUUCAAUACAACAUAUAAAACAUAUAUUAGGUUCAGAUUUAUUAAGUAAUUAUCUUGAAAAAUAUUCAUCAACAUUAAGACGAACAUAUUAUACAUAUAUAUCACAAAAAGAAGAUGACUUACAUAUUACAAAUAUUGAUACUGAUUUAGAUGAUGAUGAUGAAACGCCACGUGCAUCAAUACAAACAUCACAAAUUAAAGAUUCAAAAGGUAAAAAUACAUAUUUUCAUACAGGAACUAACAAUGUUCAUUUAAAUGGAAAUAAUCAUGCUGAUAAUUCCCAUAAUUUAUUUUCUUUACGAAAACUUCCUGUAACAUCUCAACCAUCGAUUACAACACCUACGACAAAUGAAAAUUCAGAUUUUGAUUCAAUUGUUGAAUUAAUGCGUUCAAAAUGGUUAUCAGCUAGUGAUACAAAUCGUCUAACAUAUCUUGAUAAUUUUAAACAAGCAUGUGAUAAAUCUUUACAAUUAAUACGUUCACAAUAUUUAUCAACAAAUCAUAGUUCACAAUUUUAUCAAGUCUUACAUACAUUUUUAACAACUAUACUUGAUCUUUUAUCAUAUAUAACAUCAUCAAAUCUUGAUUUAUCAAUUAAAAUUAAACUUGUUUUAUGCACAUGUCUUGGUUGGCUUAUAAAACAUGCACAAGUUAGUUAUUGUAAAAGAAAUUAUAAAACAAUUUGUAUUAUAUUUAAAAAUAUUCUUCUUAAUGGACAAUCGAAUAAUCGACAAUUAGCAAAAUUAAGUGUAAGUCUUAUAUUAUUACUUGAAAAUUUUGUUCAACCUCAACUUAUUCUUAAUGAAUUAAUUGAUGAUAAUUUUGAGCGUUAUAAUUAUCGUAUUCAACUUGAAAUGCUUGCUAUUUUAACAGCAACACUAUUAAAAUAUCGUCAACAUCAUUAUGAUAAUUUAACAAAACUUUCAAAAUAUCUUCUACCAAUGUUAAUGUCAAGUCGUCGUGAAUUACGUCAUGGAGCUAUUGAGUGUUUUACUGUAAUCUGUAGUUAUUUUAAUACAUAUAAGCCAAUAACAUCAUCUAUACUUGAAACAAAUCAAUCGAUAAAACUUGUCUUAACAUUAGUUGAAAAUUUAUCAUAUGAAGCAUUAAAUGCAUUACGUUUUCGUUUACAACGUAAUUCACUUCCAUCAUUAACUGAUGAAGGUAAUAUAACACCAGGUUUAGUAUGUGAUUCAACAACGAUGAAUGAUCUUGAUGCAAAAUUUAUUUUACUUGUCAAUAAUACAACGUCAACACCACAACCAACAACAACGAUAGCAACACCUGUCGAACCACCAUCAUCAGCAUCAACAAAAAUGACACCGACAAAUAAUAAAUUACUUCAAUUAGCUAUGCCUUUUGCUGAAACAACGACAAAAACAAAUAUAAAUGAUGCUGUAAUGCGUAAUCAUGAAAUACCUCCAUUAAAAGCACCUGAUGUUGAUCUUGACUUACAUCGAUUUACCAGUACUAAUCGUCGUUAUGAAACGCCAAUAAAUCCAACUGUUGUCACUACACACACACCCGGUGGACCAACAUUGGAUUUUAAAAUAACUGGAAAUAAUAGUUAUCGUCCAUUAACAUUUACUGAAAAAGUAUUUACAGAUGAAUGGGCAAAGAAAUUAUCAACAAAUAAUAAUCAUCCAAGUUCACCAAUUAUAACUAGUCAACAACAGCAAGAAACUAAUUAUAAUAAUACACUUCAAUUUCGCCCAUCUAUACCACGUCGUCCAUCACUAAGUCGAUUUCCAAUAGCGCAUAGUCUCUUAGUUACAUCACAAGUUCAUAAUCAUCAAGAACAACAACAGAUUCAAUCAAAACGUCAAUUCGAUUCCGAAAUAGAUCAUGAUGAAGGUAUCGAUAGUGCAAUAGAAUCACGCUCUCUAUCGAUUAACACACCAGACGAUAAUAGUAUACCUGAGAACGAUCAUAAACAAUCAAAAAAACCUGUUCGAUCAGUACAUAGUAGUUCAACACGACGUAAAAUCGAACGAUUAUUUAGUAACGGUAGUGAUUUAGAUUCAACAUCAACACGAACUUUAACACCUGAAAAUAGCAACGAAAGUGGAGUUUAUUCACAAUUAGGACGUGAAAUUGAUAACGAUAUUAACGGAAGUACAAGAUCUACACAAUCAAUCGGUAAAGAUCAAUUAUUUUCAACUAAACCACGUUUAGCACGUUCUGGUUCAAAAUCUAAACUUGAUAGAUCCCAAUUGCCACCAACAGAUCCAUCAUCUCGACAAACACAUGAUUAUAAUUCAAAUGGUAAAAAUACAAAUCAUACAACGAAUACAAAUGUUGAAAUAAUUGGUAAAAAUUAUAUAGAUACAAAAAUGUCUUCAAAACAAUUUUCAAUUGAACAUAUAGAUGAUAAACAAUUAACUGAAAAUAAAUCUCGAACAAAAAUUACUAAAGGUAAUUAG